Messenger RNA from Chara braunii, 2243 nucleotides. The record is from the annotation of a GenBank genome assembly. NCBI's taxonomy places the organism in Eukaryota, Viridiplantae, Streptophyta, Charophyceae, Charales, Characeae.
AGAGAGAGAGAGAGAGAGAGAGAGAGAGAGAGAGAGAGAGAGAGAGAGAGAGAGAGAGAGAGAGGAGACAUCAGAUAACGACGCACGACAAUUGCUGCUGCUGCGAUGCAGUUGCUGCGGAAAGCAUGUGGGGCUGGCUGGCUGGUAGACAAGCGAGUGCAAUGUAUGUUCAGCGGCAGAAUUUAGGGUUUUCAUUAACUUCCAUCGACUUUCAUUUGGCCGACUGGUACAUGUGUAUACAUGUAACUCCUAGACUGCUAGUAAAAAGAUCAUGAGUUCGAAUCGUGACAGAAUCGAGGUGAUAGUACCGUGAUACCCCUUUUGAAAGAAAAUGGUGGGGGAUCAACCUUCCUGAAACUUGGAAUACUUCACAAGCAAAGAACCAGAUUGUAGUAUAGUAUCCUUUUUAUAUACAUACAUAUAUAUAUAUAUAUAUAUAUAUAUAUAUAUAUAUAUAUAUAUAUAUAUAUCAUUCAUGUACAGACGGAGGAAGCAAAAAGCAAAGCGCAAGAAGCAAAAAGCAAAGCGCAAAAGCAAAAGCAGAAGCAAAAAGCAAAGCCAAAAGCAGAAGAACCAGCAAAAGCAAAAAGCAAAGCCAAAAGCAGAAGCAGAAGCCUUAGAAGCAGAAGAAGAAGGAGAAGAAGAAGAAGAAGAAGAAGAAGAAGAAGAAGAGUACAAUUCUUUCGCGUAUGAAGUGAGUGGAGCAGAGGAUAGGAGAGGAGAGAGCAGGAAUAAUGAGGGAAGUCUCAUCACACACGAGUGCGGGCUGCAAAACUGCAAAAAGAAUGAAAGUCGACGACACUCCAAGGCUCCAAGAUUUAUGUGUCCUUAGUUUUCUUGUACCGUCGAUCGAUUGCCAGAGAGACUAGGGUACCACAGGGGGCCGGGGCGAUUUGCCUGGCGGGCCCAAACCAAAAGCAUGGUUACCAACCGGACGUCCGGAUCCCGACCCAGACAGUCCGGCGUCCGGUGUCCGGCGUCUGGGUCCGGUGUCAGGUUCGGAGGGUCCGGUUGGACCCCGAUUUAAAAAAAAAAUUGAAAAUUUGUUUUGGGGUUCCCAGGCCGUUUACCUGGGCCUGGGGUACCCCGGAAAAAUAAUGCUGAUGUUUUUUGAGAACUGGUACCCGAACUGGACAGGCCCUGAAAGGGCCCUCUGUGUGAUAACAUUGGCACACGAGUUCCCUGCUUUGCUCUUAUUUGGAUGGAAUCUUGGUGAGCUCUCUGCUUGGUACAUGACUAUCUGGACUUCUGCUUGAUUUUGCAACUUGAUUUUCUGUCUAUCGCUCUCGCUCAUAUUCCUUGCAUUUUUGUGAUGCGGGAGGAGGGUUUGGCCGAUGGGAGGGGCGGCCAGGGAUGGGAGGGCGAUGAAGGAUGGGAGAGGGGAGCACGGAUGGGACGCCAGACAGAGACGAGAGGGUGUAGUGCAGUAUGGGAUGGGAUGAGGCUACAUAGCAGAAGCACGUGAGAGAUGUCGCACACAGUACUCCAGCAGGCAGGAGAUGACGCUAUGGCCAAAGCUCAGUACGCUAUGGCAGAAGCUCAGGUCACUAAGGCAGCAGCUCAGCAGGCCAUGGCAGAAGCCGAGCUGGCUAUGGCAGAAGCUCAGCGGGCUAUGGCAGAAUCUCAGCAGACUAAUCCAGCAGCUCAGCUGGCUAGGGCAGAAGCUCAGCUGGCUAUGGCAGAAGCUCAGCAAGCCAUUGCAAUGGCACAAGCUCAGCUGGCUAUGGCAGAAGCUCAGCAGGCUAAGGCAGAGCUCAGCAAGUCAUUGUGCUAUUGGAAAACUCAGCAGACUAAGCAUUGUGCUACGGAAAAACCUCAGCAGUGGCAGAAGCUCAGCAGGCUAUGGCAGAAGCUGAGUGGGCUAUGGCAGAAGCUCAGCAGGCUAUGGCAGAAGCUCAGCUGGAUAUGGCAGAAGCUCAGCAAGCCAUUGACAUGUGUUAUGGCAGAACCUCAGCAGACUAAGGCAGAAGCUCAGCAAGCUAUGUCAGAAGCUCAGCUGGCUAUGGCAGGGCCUCAGCAGACUAAGGCAGAAGCUCAGCUGGCUAUGGCAGAAGCUCAGCUGGCUAUGGUAGAAGCUCAGCUGGCUACGGAAGAAGCUCAGCAAGCCUUGUGCUAUGGCAGAAGCUCAGCAGGCAGUUGUACUAUGGCACAAGCUCAGCAGAUGAUGAUGUGAUGGCUGACAUGUACACUCAAAAAACACUGUUGAAAUAUCCGUCAGAAUCACAACAUGCGCCCUCUGGAGC